Messenger RNA from Panicum virgatum (switchgrass), 911 nucleotides. RefSeq lists its product as uncharacterized. The coding region runs from base 55 to 546 and encodes 163 amino acids. The record is from RefSeq and is a predicted model, not a curated record. NCBI's taxonomy places the organism in Eukaryota, Viridiplantae, Streptophyta, Magnoliopsida, Poales, Poaceae. The transcript has a single exon.
UCCAUCAUCUACCAUUCUCACCACCAGCCAAGAGGCCAAGAAGCAGCAGCUAGCAUGGCCAAGAACCGCCACCUAGUCUGCCUCCUCUUCCUCACGGCGGCCGCGGCCGCCGCCACCGUCUCCGCCGCCGCCGCGGGCAACCUGACGGCGUACGAGAUGCUGGAGCGGUACAUGUUCCCGCGGGGCAUCCUCCCCCAGGGCGUGCAGCGCUACGUGCUCCGGCCCGACGGCUCCUUCGAGGUCUUCUUCCCCGGCAACGGCGGCUGUGAGUUCCGCGUCGGCGGCCGGUACCUGCUCCGGUACGAGCGGCGGAUCGCCGGGACGGCGCGCGCGGGGUCCAUCCACGGCCUGCGGGGCGUCAGCGUGAAGGUGCUCUUCCUGUGGCUCGGCAUCGACGAGGUGGACCGCGCCGGCGACCAGCUCAGCUUCCGCGUCGGCCCGCUCGCCGCGUCGUUCCCGCUCCGCAUGUUCGCCCAGAGCCCGCGCUGCCGCUGCGGCUUCGACUGCGCCGCCGCCGCCGGAGAUGCCGCCGUCGCGGCGUCCUGACCCCGUGAUGUCGCCUCCUCCUCACCGUGUCCUCUUGUUUUUCUUGCAUCUCGAUCGUCGCCGCUCGACUCGAUCACUGUAAUCGCUGCUGCAGUCGUGGAUGUACCAUAUAUCAUAUAUUCAUAUCGUACGUUGGAUUGUUUCUUGAACGAUGUACGAAGAAAAAACAGUCACAGAGACCGGAUCGAUUCUUGGGAUUCGAACAGUUCGUUUCCGGUUUGAUGCCAUAGAUGAGUUGCCUUCUGGAUCUUCUUCUUCUUCUUCCCUGUUUGAUUGAUGUGUCACUGUCAGGGUGGCAAUGUGAUGCCGUAACACGCGCUACGGCGUCACACUUUCCAUUUUUUUUUAAAAAAAUAUGGGCUUUA